Messenger RNA from Penicillium manginii, 219 nucleotides. RefSeq lists its product as uncharacterized. NCBI's taxonomy places the organism in Eukaryota, Fungi, Ascomycota, Eurotiomycetes, Eurotiales, Aspergillaceae. The record is from RefSeq and is a predicted model, not a curated record. The coding region runs from base 1 to 219 and encodes 72 amino acids. The transcript is spliced from 2 exons.
AUGUUCCCUGAAGCCGUUGCCAUUGCCAUUGCCUUGACCGAGGUCGCCGAUCACAGGGCUCAUCCCACUGGGGUGGCGAGUUCCGGUCGUGAAGUUGAGGCUAGACGAGGCGCUCUCUAUAUUAUGGCUUGCAUUGGCGUUGGCAUUGGCGUUGGCAUCGGAAUUAUAUUGAUGACGGACUCGAGGACAAAGGGUGCGAAGGUGGCGUGGUUAGCAUGA